Molecule: messenger RNA, 282 nt
Organism: Rangifer tarandus platyrhynchus (Svalbard reindeer)
Lineage: Eukaryota; Metazoa; Chordata; Mammalia; Artiodactyla; Cervidae
Source: the annotation of a GenBank genome assembly
AUGAAGCUCAUUAUUGUCGCAUUGGUGUGCCUGCUGCUGGCCGGGAUGUGGUUACAGGAUGCGGACGCCAAGAGCAUGCACGUGUCAUCCUCCAAUUGCUGUUUCAUAACGGUGAAGAGAAAGAUUUCUCUGAAGAGAAUCCAGUGUUACAAGAACAUCAGCUCCACCUGCUCCUACAAAAACCGUCUGAUACUGAAGCUGACUGGAGGCCUAGAGGCUUGUGUCUUCCAAAAAGAAUCAUGGGUUCAGGCUUACUUAAAGAAGAUAAACCUCUGCCAGUGA